CGGAUACCCACUCGUUCCAGCAAGUCCUCUCUGGCCAUCUCCGUCCAACCAGUCGUCGUCAAUCGGAUUCCAUUGACCCUAUUUAUUCCUUUCCUCGUUCACAACUCAUCAACGGUGCAUUAAUACAACGUCUAACAGAUCUCCAACCUGCGUUCAUCGAUCGAUGAUAUGGAUCGAUUCAAACCAUUCCUCAAAUGAACACGACAUCAUCUCCUCCCUCUCCUAAUCCACUCCACCCCCUUUCCUUCACCAUUGUCUCUAAGUUCUGCGACCUCCACUUCGGUCCUUUUGUUGACUGCUGCAAUUUUGAUCCCGGUGGGCGCCGCGGCCUCCUGAUUAGGCUCGGCCUGACCCCUUUGUAGAGGAUGUCGGCGCCGCCUCCAGGCGGCAGCGGGUGUAAUCCUGUGAAGAAGCCGGGCCCUGUGUCCAUGGAUCAUCUCCUGCUUGCCCUGAGGGAGACUAAGGAUGAACGCGAGGUCCGAAUCCGGAGUCUCUUCAGCUUCUUCGACAAUACCGGCGCAGGUUACCUCGACUACGGGCAGAUCGAAGCCGGGCUCUCGGGCCUUCGUAUUCCCGCUGAGUACAAGUACGCGCGGGAUCUCCUUAGGGUUUGCGAUGCUAACAGCGACGGUCGCGUUGAUUAUCAGGAGUUUAAACGCUAUAUGGAUGCUAAGGAGCUGGAACUCUAUUCUAUUUUUCAGGCGAUUGAUAUUGAGCAUAAUGGGUGCAUCUUACCUGAGGAACUAUUGUUUGCACUUGCCAAGGCAGGAAUUGAGAUUCAUGAUGAGGAGCUAGCACGUUUUGUUGAGCAUGUGGAUAAAGAUAACAACGGAAUCAUAACUUUUGAGGAGUGGAGAGACUUUCUUCUCCUAUACCCACAUGAGGCGACCAUUGAGAACAUCUACCAUUAUUGGGAAAGAGUCUGCCUUGUAGAUAUUGGCGAACAGGCUGUUAUUCCAGAAGGGAUCAGCAAGCAUGUAAAUGCGAGCAAGUAUUUGAUUGCCGGUGGAGUUGCUGGCGCAACUUCUCGUACGUCAACUGCUCCUCUUGACCGUCUCAAAGUGGUAAUGCAAGUCCAGACAAAGAGUUCUCAAAUUAUUCCAGCAAUAAAGGAUAUUUGGAGAGAAGGACGUUUCUUGGGGUUUUUUAGAGGCAAUGGGUUAAAUGUGAUGAAGGUUUGUCCUGAGAGUGCUAUCAAAUUUUAUGCCUAUGAGGCACUUAAAGAUCUCAUUGUAACUGCCCAAGGUGAAGAAAAGAGAGACAUUGGUGCUUCUGGGCGCCUAAUAGCUGGUGGCCUUGCAGGUGCUGUUGCACAAACUGCUAUUUACCCUUUGGAUCUCAUAAAGACGCGGUUGCAGACUUAUGCCUGUGAUGGUGUAAAAGUUCCAAAGCUGAGUACUUUGUCAAGAAAUAUAUGGGUGCAAGAAGGACCUCUGGCCUUCUACAGAGGUCUUGUGCCCUCUCUACUGGGGAUAAUCCCUUAUGCUGGAUUGGAUCUUGCAGCUUAUGAAACCCUAAAAGAUAUUUCUAGAUCAUAUAUUCUUAAAGAUAGUGAGCCGGGUCCUCUUAUACAAUUGGGUUGUGGAACAAUAUCUGGAACUCUUGGAGCAACAUGUGUUUAUCCCUUGCAGGUUAUUAGAACGAGAAUGCAAGCUCAACGUACUGAUUCAGCCAGUGCUUAUAAAGGAAUGUCGGAUGUAUUCUGGAGAACCUUCCAGCAUGAAGGGAUUUCUGGAUUCUACAAAGGAUUGUUUCCAAAUUUGCUCAAAGUGGUUCCUUCAGCAAGUAUUACCUAUCUAGUUUAUGAAACAAUGAAGAAAAACCUUUCCCUUGAUUAGGAAAGUAUUAAUCUUUUCAGCCAUUAAAAUGAUCUGGCUGACUAUAGAGUAUGACGAAGCUAACGAGGCUGAAAUAGGUGAGGGGAUUGGUCUUUUCAUUAGUUAUGUAACAUGGAGGUUAAGUUCUGACCAUAACAUCAAACAUCUGCUUACCAGAUUUUUGUUUUGCAAUCUUCUUUUGAAAUCAAUAAAGUUUCCAUUGUGAAGUUGA
Molecule: messenger RNA, 2049 nt
Organism: Dendrobium catenatum
Lineage: Eukaryota; Viridiplantae; Streptophyta; Magnoliopsida; Asparagales; Orchidaceae
Product: calcium-binding mitochondrial carrier protein SCaMC-1-like
Exons: 4
Coding region: 366-1838 (490 amino acids)
Biological process (GO): transmembrane transport
Molecular function (GO): ATP transmembrane transporter activity; calcium ion binding
Source: RefSeq, a predicted model, not a curated record